AUGGCAUCUGUGUUUCUCGGAGAUCUCGAUGACUUUAUCGCGCCUUCACAAGCAUGCGUGAACCCACUUUUCCUCACGAACAAGGACAAGUCCAAAGCACCCGCUCACGUGAACAUGGACAGUGACAUAUACAGCGGCAUCCAUCAAGUCGCCAUUGAGCCCGAUCUCAUCCGAAGCACGAACCAAGAUACCGCGAUGGUGUCGCUCAAUGACUGCCUGGCUUGCAGUGGCUGCGUCACGUCCGCCGAAUCCAUCCUCAUUUCUCAACAGAGCGCUGCGGAAUUCCUCACAGCGCUGGAAACCCAUCGCCACGACUGGCAAUUCGUCGUGACGCUAUCUCCUCAGGCCCGUGCGUCUGUUGCAGCCCAUUUUAACCUGCCCCUCGCCGCUUGUCACCGCAAACUGGUGACGUACUUCCGUCAACUCGGGGUCCAUGUCGUGCUCGACGCGGCAUGCGCUGACGACCUCGCGCUGCUGGAAGCCCGUGCGGAAUUUGUCGCUCGGUACCGCAAUCGACAAACACUUCCAUGGACCCGUCCCCCGUCGUCGCGCCCAGUUUCCUCCACACAGACAGACUACUACGACGCCGCCGCCACAGACGAACCGCCGUCGCAUGUUGCGUUGCCCAUGCUCACGUCGUCGUGCCCGGGGUGGAUCUGCUAUGCCGAGAAAUCAAAUCCCAAUGCCCUGCCGUACAUCAGUACUACCAAGAGCCCGCAGCAAAUCAAUGGGACGCUGGUGAAGCGGCUGAUCUCGGCCGGCCAGCAUAUGCCCGUGUACCACUGCACGGUCAUGCCAUGUUACGACAAGAAGCUCGAAGCGUCUCGAAACAACUUUUUGGAUGCGGCCACGGACACCCGCGACGUCGACUGCGUGCUCGCAGCGUCCGAGUUGCUGGAAAUGCUUCAAGGCAUCGACCUGGUAGAGCUCCCCGAAGCCACCCUCACAAGCGACGAGAUCAUGUGGAGCGGCUUGGCGAGGGACGGAAGCCACGUGUUGAGCAGUACGGCGGCCGUGACUGGCGACAUUGGCAGCGGUGGCUACCUCGAGCAUAUUUUUCGAUAUGCCGCGAAGGAGCUGUUCAAUGUGGAUUGCCCCGAUCAACUUCCCUACGUACAGGGACGCAAUGCCGACUUCAAAGAAGUUUCGCUCCAUGUCGGUGGGGUCGAAGUGCUUCGGUUCGCGCUUGCAUAUGGCUUCCGAAACAUUCAAACGGUCUUGAUGAAGGUUAAGCGCAAUAAGUGCCCGUACCACUUUGUCGAGAUCAUGGCGUGCCCAGGGGGAUGUUUAAACGGAGGUGGGCAGAUCAAGCCUGCAACCCCUGCGGCCAACAAGGCGCUUGUCGACAAAGUCGACACUGCUUUCCGAGGCACGACAUUCCGCGACGUCGGGGCGAACCCCGCCGUCUCCCAUGUGUACGACACGUACUUGGACGGCUGCGUGUUUUCAUCCAAAGCGCAAUUGGUGCUGCAUACGCGGUAUCAUGCUGUGCCAAAGAUGGAGCUGGCGAAUCCAUUUGGCAUCAAGUGGUAG
Molecule: messenger RNA, 1533 nt
Organism: Aphanomyces invadans
Lineage: Eukaryota; Oomycota; Saprolegniomycetes; Saprolegniales; Verrucalvaceae
Exons: 3
Coding region: 1-1533 (510 amino acids)
Molecular function (GO): 4 iron, 4 sulfur cluster binding
Source: RefSeq, a predicted model, not a curated record